Molecule: messenger RNA, 8335 nt
Organism: Lagenorhynchus albirostris (white-beaked dolphin)
Lineage: Eukaryota; Metazoa; Chordata; Mammalia; Artiodactyla; Delphinidae
Gene: TMEM170B
Product: transmembrane protein 170B
Exons: 3
Coding region: 1-618 (205 amino acids)
Biological process (GO): negative regulation of canonical Wnt signaling pathway
Cellular component (GO): plasma membrane
Source: RefSeq, a predicted model, not a curated record
AUGUCUCCCCGGCGGGGAGGGGGCUGCCUGGGAGACGCGCUGAGCGGCCCCCCCCGGAGGCCCGUCGGCGGCAGCAACAGCGACCAGCCCGGCGACCCGAAGCCUCCCCCGGCGGCGGCGGCCUGGAGGAGCCGCGCACCCGCCGCCGCCCCCGGAGCCUCGCAGCCGCCGCCGCCGCCCGGCGCCGGAGGAGAAGGCGGCGGGCGCCCCCCAGGGAAGAUGAAGGCGGAGGGGGGCGACCACUCCAUGAUCAACCUGUCGGUGCAGCAGGUCCUGAGCCUCUGGGCCCACGGGACGGUGCUGAGGAACCUUACGGAGAUGUGGUACUGGAUCUUCCUCUGGGCUCUCUUCUCCUCUCUGUUUGUCCAUGGUGCUGCAGGAGUGUUGAUGUUCGUGAUGCUACAGAGGCAUCGGCAGGGGAGAGUAAUCUCUGUCAUUGCAGUCAGCAUCGGAUUUCUGGCUUCCGUGACUGGAGCAAUGAUUACUAGUGCAGCAGUCGCCGGCAUUUACAGAGUGGCAGGGAAGAACAUGGCCCCCUUGGAAGCACUGGUGUGGGGCGUUGGACAGACCGUACUGACAUUAAUCAUCUCCUUUUCAAGGAUUCUCGCCACACUCUGAGGUUUCUGUGGGCAUGUCUUACUUCACAUAAGGAAGCAGAUGUACAGAUUCUCUGAAAAUGGCAUUGUUAACAAGGGAAUGAAAUUGUACAAGAAUGUGGAAGGAGCAGGUCAAAACAUAAGGCCUUGAGCUGUGUGGGAAGAUUGCCCUCUGGUGUUCAAGUGAUUGCACUACCGCACCGCACCUUACGUGCCUCCGUCCCAGGCAAGGCGCAUGACACUACGUGAAGCUACAAGAAAAAGCACCUUGUUUAGCUGCCAGUCAGGUUAACACUGGCGUUGAAUCAUCGUUCUUAACAGUGUUGUGUUAAGUUACAGGGACGUUUUGAAGAAUUGACAUAUGUGCCAAACUCUUUUCUUUUUUUUUAACAUUGAUCAUGUGGAAUUUGCAAGUGUAGAUGUAGAUGAGUGCUGUGAACAUAUCUGACAUGAAUUCAGGUGGUGUAGUGAGAUUUUUGUUUUGUAAUGCUAAAUCCCGUAUGAGUGCUGCAUACCGAAUCAUUUAAUAGGAGACAAAUUAUUUGAUUUUUAAUGUUGAACGUUUCUGGGAUUUAGGGCUUUCAUAUAAAUUAGGCAUUAUUGUUACUUACGUGAAAAAUAAUACUUAAUGGAAAACUGCUGAACUCUUUUAAGGACUCAAAGUAGAUCUAUAGGGUGCAUCCUUUUCACUCACUUAAGUAACACUCUUUUAAUAGUUUCCCUCAUACAUAAACAUUCUAUUGAUAUGAAUUUAAAAACUUUAUGGGUCAUACACAUUGAUUGUAGCUUGUGUGUCACAAAAGUAUAAUUUGAAAAUUUUCUUAUAAAUUUUGAAAGAAAUCUGAAAUGCACGUUGCAUUCUUGACCCUUCUAAAGAAAGUUUUUGCCAUGUAGCUCAUGGAGGAAACAUCUUUACAACUAGUAUCUCAGUGGGAUUAUAUCACUUGUUGCAUAUACCUUGAUUUUUGACAAAACGUAAGCAGUCAUUCAUUCUAGAGUAUUAACUGUAUUUAAAGAGUGGCCUAAAUUAGGCUAUGAAAACAAGAAGCCUCAUUUGUAGAUAAGAAACAUAUAGGAAGAGUAAUAAGCUAUCUUACUUUGGGUAUGUGGUAGCAUCAUAAUUUCUCUGAGUAAAAAUUGGGGAAUAUAGUAAAUAAUUAUAAAAUUUGGCAACAAAUCUCAGCAUAUCAACACAGUAUUGAAUGCAUACUUGAGUUAUUCAUUUCAGUUGUUCAGCUCUUGUUUUAUGCUGUUAUUUAAGUUUACUAGAAUCUGUGAUGACAUUUAUUAGAAUGAAAAAAUCCUUAGAGGUUUUAAGAGGUUUUGGCAAUAUGUAAUUGUAUUUAAGAGUACAAGAAGUAAGGGCAACACAGAACGUGGUGGAAUUUGUCUCCUACUGAGAUUUUUUUAAUACCAGGUACAAUUAUAUAUAUGGUAACUCAAAGGAAGAGCCAACUGCAGAAAAUAUAAGUUAAGGACAAUCCAAACAAUAAUCUGAUACUCUAGCCUCACUGUUUUAUAACCUAAUUUGGAAAAACGUACAUUUCUAUUAGGUUCCAUGCAAAUAUAAGACCUUUGUUACCCACGGCACCGUUUCUCCACCAAAAAGCUGAGUAGUAUCAACAACUCACCGAUGAGGAACUGGGGGUAUUUUACCAGUACGGAAGCCAGUUUGGGGCGGUGCGGGAGUUUAACAACACUGUGGCUUGGAAAUUUGUUUUUAAAAACCCAAGAAGCAAGUAUGCAUUCUUAGAGAUCUUUAAAGUAAAUCUUAAAAUUGAUUCUUUUUAUUAUGUUCAAGCCUGAAAUUGUUUUCAUGUGUUCUUUAUAUUCCUGACAUUUUCCUAAAUUAAAUUUAGGCCUAAAUCUUCCAAGUCAAUUUGAUUUUUCCUUUUCUGUUAGACUUGAAUUGUGUUCUUCCUUUACUUUGGUUAUUCUUUAAAUUCUUUAAAUUCUUUGGUCAAUAAUUUAAAGUGUUCAUAUUCUUUGGGAGGAAUUACCAGUAAUAUGUUGAAAUGGUUUGAGAUCUACAGAAAUGAAUAUUUAUUUUAACACAUGGUUAUUUUAUGUUUCAGAAAGUUACCAUGGUAAGGUAACAUGGAACACAUGGUUCAGAAUCUGAAAUUAGCCAGAAAAUAACUUGGACACAUUAAGUGUAUGGAUGCAUGGACCAAAGAGAAUGAAACUCCUGUUUCUGCUCUAGAAUGAAGUAUGAGAAGGUGGAUCAGUUUGUAGAGUGUCCUGCAGUUAUCUCAUUAUCAAGUUGCUUUACGUUAUGAGGAGUGUGUGUGUGUGUGUGUGUGUGUGUGUGUGUGUGCUUUUAACUUUUGGGGGAAUUUUUGGUUUCUCUGUUGUUUUUAGUUGCUUCCAUUGGGAUUUUGUGCAACUGUUACUAUUUCGAUGUUUUGAAAUGCAGUUGAUAGUGUGAAUUGAUGAAAUGUCUUAAUAGCUGUUUCUGUGAUGAGAUUUUUAAAAUGUUAUUGGUUUUCUUAUAGAGACAAGUAACAUUUAAUGAUAUAUAUCUACAUACACAUAUAUCAUUAUAUACACAUAUAUAUAUAUAAAGCUGCUAUAUAUGAAUACAGUCUAAUUGGAAAGCUUUUGUUCAAUGAACACUUGGACAUUAUCGUGGAGAACUUGAUACAUUUGCUCGGUUGAGUGAUCUUUUAAAUCAGUUUAAGGAACUUUGAGAUUUUUUAAUUUGGGGAAAGUUUUCUUGGUUUAAUAGUGGUAGAGAUCCUUGUUUGUGAUGUGACAAAAGCCCUUAUUGAUGUAUUUGGGUUAAAUCUUCUUAAAAUUUACAUGUGACUUAGCAGUAAAUUUUCUUUGUGAAAAAUGCAGGAGGGAAGGGGAGAAUCCUCUGCAGUUUACACUUCGUUAUUUUUAAAAAUGCUUAAUAAAAUAUUGCUGACAGUGAAAUCAGUUCCUCAGAGAAGAGACUCCUAUAUGCCCAAACUAAUUGUUAAUUAGUUAACACAGGGAGUUAACAUAAGGAGAGUCCUAAAUGGUGGCCAUAUUCAGUGUUUGUAGGUUAAUUAUUCUUACUUUAGAUCUUAGUGUUUACUGAACAGUGUUAUAGUUUGUAACCCAAUGUACUUUCUUAGUAUUUGCAGCAUACAUUUCUACUGCCCCCCCAAAAUGUGAGGGUUUUGUUUGUACUUUAAGUGAGAAAUAAAGAAAUGAGCUGCCCUGUGUAUCAUAUAUUUGUGAUGUAAGGAACAGGAAUAGUUUUUAAAAUGUUCUUGGAAAACGUCUUUAGAGAACCUCCAAUUAAGAUGAGGAGAGUGGGGCUGCCAUGUCAGUGUGCCCAAGCUGGCAGUUAAACGCCAGCGAAUUCAGUUUUGUAAACAUUUUUGGUGGAUCUACUAUGUACAAAGUGCUGAACCUGGUAUUUUCUGUAGUAAGUACAAGGAUGACCAAGAUGGGGUUCCCACCCUUGAGUCCCCAAGAGCUACCAAGAUGAUUUAAAUCCUAAAACAGUUGGGAGAAUAUCUUGCUUCUAGCUGAGAGCUUAAGUCCUGUUUUUUCCCCCAAUUCUGAUUUUUCUCAGUUUAUUAACCAAAUGGAAUACCGUGACAUAGAUUUGAAUCCAGGCCCUCCCACUUGUUGACUUUUUGUUUAUGAUGGUGAAACAGUACAGUCAGCUCUCCAUAUCUGCGGUUCCGCAUUCAGGGAUUCAACCAACCUUGGAUUGAAAUAUUCAGAAAAAAUUUCCAGAAAGUUCCAAAAAGCAAAACAUAAAUUUGCCCCACACAGGCAACUAUUCAUAUAGCAUUUACACUCUAUUUACACCAUUUACAUAGCAUUUACAUUGUAUAAGGUAUUAUAAGUAACCAAUAGAUGGUUUAAAGUAUAUGGGAGAAUAUGCAUAGGUUAUGUGCCAAUACUACACCAUUUUCUAUAAUGGCCAUUUUCUAUAAGCAUCCUCAAAUUUUGGUAUCCAUGCGGGUGCUGGAAUCAAUCCACUCUGGAUACUAAGAGACGACUCAGUAUUUAACAGUAAAUGAUCAAUAGUCAUUAUAAUUUUUUUUAAAUACACUUUGCAAUACCAAUUGAAUAUAUUGUUUUGUAAGAGUCAACUGUUUUCUUCCAUUUCUACAUUUUCCCUACAUAUAUUUUAAGAUGGAAACUAAAAAAUUUCUCUUAUAAUGUUGCUUCUCCUCUCCACCUCUUUAGUUUUUAAAUCAGCAGAUAGUUCUCUAAGAGCACUUUUGGGAAUUGGUGGCAAUGGAAAUGGCAGGGCAAGCCGAAUUCAAUAUCAGGCUGUGUUUAUUACUAGUUAAAACAGGGAAAGGGAGAAGUAGCCGGGAUUUAGCCCUUACCUUAUCCUGCUUGCUUCUUUUGGAUUUACUCAGCCAAUAUUCAUUGAAUCUCCACUACACGCAACUUACUCUCCUUGCUUUCGGGGUGGAGGGGUGUCCCCUCUCUCUGUGUACCUCCCACCGCCCCAGCCUGUGGCUUCACCGUGCCGGGUGAGAACAGAACUGGGCUGCAGUGUCUGCCACGUCCCUCCUUCCAUGGACCAAAAGUGCUUAAGCCCUACUUGUUGUUUGUUUGUUUUUAACUUAAAAGGAAAUACUUUUAUUUUUAAUUUAUGUCCAUUUUAUAAUUCAAGAAGUAACAAGAUGUUAAGAGGACUUUCUGAAAUGUUCUCAAGCUACUUCACUCUCACUAUUACAAAUGUUUCUCUCAGAAAGUUUUAAUCAGAACUCUUCAAAGAGUUGCCAUUUGUUUUUAAGAUGGAAGAAUGUGGAAAGUUACUGAAGAAAUUCUAGUGACCUAGAUUGCAGAGAAGUUUGGCAACACUUGGGUAACUGGGUAAACGGUUGUUUCUUUUAAUAAUCGGGUGAGAAUCUCAGUGGUUAAAGUUGACUAGUAAUUUCCCUUAUCUUCCUGUCCUUUUUAUAACAUCGUGGAGGAAGACUCUACAGCAUAAAAAGGACAUUAUUUGAUUAAAAACUGAUUAACUUUUUCUAACAUGUGGUAGCAUUUAUAGCAGAGGGAAGUUUAAAGACAGGAAGAAAUGUCGGAGGGUUACACACAAAAACACAGACACACUUGAUGAGGCACCCUGCGUUAUGUGAACACAGUUUCCCCCUCUGUUAAGACUAUAAACUACACUGUAUGAGUACAUUUAGUGCAUGUUUGCAAAAUGCAGUGUUUUUUUAUAUGUGAGACUAAACUUACCACAAAGCAUUUUGAAAUCGUACUACAUUUUCGUGCGUGUGGUGGUAGGUUUGCCUACUAACUUAAGGAUGUCUGUUCAGUGUAGGCAAUGGAAUGUUUUUGAGGAGGUUGCUGAAGUUGUUAUCUAAAAAUAUAUCUAUGAAUUUGUUUAGAGGAAGUAAUGCUUAAUAUAUAAAGUAUUUUCAGUAAAUGUGGAGAUAUACCAGUUAAUAGAUUAGUGGAAACACCCAAAUUUCUGAGAGCACUAGGCUGUGAACUGUAGCCAUCUCCCCUGAGCUUAGGGGACUCAUUUUCACAUUCUUUACAUUCAUUGCACAUAUGUUGAACUUAUGUAAUAACCCUUUCCUGAUCUUGAGAACUAAUUUAGCAGUUUCUUAAAAAUAUUCCUCCCCCUUCCAUACAGAUGUCAUAUGGUAAAGUUUAAACAUAUGUACAGUUUGUUGAUAGACUCAAAAGUGCUGGUUUAGAAGAGAAUGUUCUUAACACCUUAUGGUUAUGCAGCUAUAAUCUUGCUGAAAAUUAAAUACUAUAAGCAAGUCAAGAGAGCGUGGACCUCCUGCAUGUUUUUUUUAAAUUAUAUCCUGUGCCCGUAUAUACCUCCCCUCAGUGGUGACAUGACUGUCCCCAUUUGGGAACUGUAUUUACGUAUGUAACUGAAACUGGAAAGCAGUGUUACAAAAAUAUAUAGGAAGAGGAACUAUAAUGCAUAAUCACCAUAACUAUAACACUUUCUCUCCUAAACAUAUUGAUAAUUUCUAAAAAGCAUCAUUUUUUUAUAGCCCUGUAUAAAUGAAUGAUAACUUGACAGUACUAUUGGUGGUGAAAAGUUUCCUUUGUUUUUAAAUUAAAGUAUUUAUACAUCAUCACUGAGUAUCUUUGGGAAGGAACAUUUUAAAGUUUUCUCCAUAGAAGGCAAAAUAGAGGCACUUGUUUGAAAAGUAAUCAAAAAUGAUUUACUUUAAUACUGGAUGAGUUGAUAGUCUAAUUGUUGACACUUUCUUGGUAUUUGUGAUAUCGGAUGCAUUUACGAUGGAGGAAUUUUAAAAGUUCUGUACGUCUCUCAAACACAUGCACACACACGAGCUCUACCAAUAUAAAAUUCCACAGUAUUUUUCAUUUCAGUCAUAUAACUAGGUAAAAUUCAUAGGAUCCUACUGUAAAGUAUUAACUCUCAAUUCUAAUCAUUCUAGAAUGAGGGGAUCAACUUUACCUUGAAGUUAAUCAAUGAAAAUGUUUUUAUUCACACAGCAAAAAUAUAGUUUACCUGAUAGGUAUUAAAAACUCACUUUCAAAUUGUGUUAACUCUCAGACCACUGAUGAAUCAUUUAGUAAACCACAGUGCAGUUUUUAAAAGCUAAAUGAUGCCUUAGUGCCUUGGAAGUUAAGAUACUUUCGCAAAGUGAAUUUAGUAAGAUUCAGGAUUGGUACACCUAUUGCUGGGGAUUCAGAGGUGAGGAACAGUGUAAUUGAAUUAGGUCCCUGCGGUUUAGUAAAAAUCAGUUAUUUCACCAUUGACUAUGACAGAUGACAACUGCUUUCAUUACAUUUUCAUGAUGUGGUAUUUGUCUUCUUUUCUUUUUCCAAGUAAGUUUGAAAUGAGAGAAAAUGUCAAGACAAUUAAACGUGGAAUUUUAAAAUUCGGUUUUGUUGUAAAUUAGAGAGUCUAGCGUGAAAAGUGUGAGCUUUAUAUUGUAGUACAAGGGCAGACACUUCAUGUAACUUUUAGGAAUAUGUUUACCAUCAGGGAUUUUUUUGGGUUUUUUUACUAUAGAAAUACUUAACGUACUGUGAAGCUUAAAGACAGGAAGAAGCAGCCUUGGAGGGGUAACGCAUAAAAACAAAGGCGUAUGUGAUGAAGUAUCCUACAUUAUGUGAACACAGUUUUCCCCCUUCUGUUAAGACUAUAAACCACACUGUAUGAGUAUGUGUACUGCAUGUUUACAUAAUACAGUUUAAUUUUGAAGGGUUAUUUAAAAAGUAUGUUUAUUUAUAAUACCUAACAAGCUGUAAAUAUUGUAUACUAUUGAUUUUUAAUUUUAUAUAAGCAAUUUUUUAUUUCCAAUUCAUGUACAAAUCUCAUUGUGUAUAUAGCAUAAUUUCCUGGAUAACACAAACUUUGCAGUGAAUUUUAAUUAUUUUAAUUGUAGUAAGCAUAGAAAUGUUGCUCUUUAUUUUAAAUUAUUUUUCACCACUCAUUUUCUUCAAAGGGCAGCAAUAAAUAUAUGCAAGUUAUUUUUGAUUAUAGAAAGUUGGUCUGCAAAGACAAGAUCUAGAUUCCAAUUCACUGCUUUAAAGAAAAGAUGCACAAUUAACAUCAUCCACUGUCUAAUCUCAGGACCAUUUCUGAGGUCCACAUGUGUCUCUCCUCUUUGUAAUAUACAGGGUGAACUCUUUACUGAUACACACAAAACAACUGUUAAAAGUGAAUCCAGCACUUAAAUGUCAUUACACAGAAUUUAUUGGAUUAAAAAUUUGUAAUAUACAGUAUUUUAAUAAAGUUUCUGUAUUCAGUUUCAUGCGCUUAUAUAUAAAUAAACCUGUCUUCAAAAGCU